This is a messenger RNA of Entrophospora candida, 2472 nucleotides long. The record is from the annotation of a GenBank genome assembly. NCBI's taxonomy places the organism in Eukaryota, Fungi, Glomeromycota, Glomeromycetes, Entrophosporales, Entrophosporaceae.
AUGUCAACAAAAAAUUUAUAUUUAACCGAUUUUAACAUUUGGGACGUUGAUUUCAAUGAACACAAAUUAUCAUUAGAACAAAUUUUUGCUGAAAAGAAUCGUAAACAAAUAAGUGAAUUUUUUUAUGAUGAGAUUUUCACAGGUAGCGAUAAUAAAGCUUUAUUUGAUCGUGGAGUUAAAGAUACAAUCAAAGCUACCAUGGAAGGCUACAAUGGUAACAAGAAUCAACCUGGUGUGAUUAAGCAGGCUGUAGAUACCGUUUUUUCAUAUAUUAGAAAUGCAAAAUUUCUACUCAGGGUAUCAUACAUGGAAAUAUACAAUGAAAAAAUAAAUGAUUUACUUAUUCCUGUUAAUAAAGAUCUUAAAAUUCAUGAAGACAGAUUAGUUAAGGUUGUGGUCACAAAACCUUCAGAAGUCAUGAAGGAGAUUUCACGGGGCGAAUUAAAUCGUCAUACAGGUUCAACAAAUUGGAAUGAAAGAAGCAGCCGUUCACAUACAUUAUUCAAAAUGGUAAUUGAAAGUUCUUCAAAAGAUGCUAUGCCUCGUCGGUUUUCAUCAUCCUCAUCGGCUUCAUCAUCGGCUAAAACAUCGGGAUCUGUUUCUGUUUCUAACUUAAUUGAUUUAGCUGGGUCAGAGAAAGCUGCGAGUGAUAUUGAAAGAAGAAAAGAAGGAGCUUUUAUAAAUAAAAGUUUAUUGACCCUUGGAAGCGUUAUAUCAAAAUUGACCGAUAGCUCUGGUGGGCAUAUACCUUUUAGAGAUUCAAAAUUAACAAGAAUUCUUCAAAGUUCUCUUGUUGGAAAUGCAAGGAUAUCUGUCAUUUGUACAAUUUCUCCAUCAUCAUUAAAUCUAGAGGAAUCAGUUAAUACUCUUAAGUUUGCCUCUCGUGUUAAGGAGGUUGUUACUAAGGCUCAAACUAAUACGCUCAUUGAUGAUAAGGCUUUAAUUAAGAAAUAUCGUAUGGAAAUUGAAGAAUUAAAAGCCCAACUCGAAAAAACUGGUACUUAUAAAGAAGAGGAAAUUUCUGUGAUGUUACAACAAGAAAGAUCCAAAUACGAAGAAAAGUUUAUGGAAAUGGAACUUGUUAGAACUGCAUUAAAGAAGAGAAUAGAUGACUUGACGAGUUUGAUUUUAAAUAGCAAUUCAUUUGCUCCUUCUUCAUCACGAAAACCAUCUAGUGAUGCUGUUGUUGUUCCUGCAAUUGAUUCAAGGAUUCAUGAGUUUGAAAUGUUGAUUGAUGAUAAAAAUUUAAAGAUUGACUCAUUAACCUCUAAUAUUUCUGAAAAAACUGAAACGAUUAAAGAUUUGCAACGACAGUUGGAAGCAUUAAAGAAUACUAACAGGCCGGACUUAAAUUUGACAUUAGCUGAGCUGAAUGAAAAACUAAAAGAAAAGGAUGAUAAAUUAGUGUCGUAUUGUAAUUCGACAGAGGAGUUAGAAAUAAUUGUUAAGGAGGACAAGAAGCUUAUUAAAGAGAAGAAUUCCAAGAUUCAGGAAUUGUCAAAUAUUAUUGAAGAUGAUAAGAUACUAAUCGGUGAAAAAAAUGAGAAAAUUCAGGAAUUGUCAAAUAUUAUUGAAGAUGAUAAGAUACUAAUCAAUGAAAAAAAUGAGAAAAUUCAGGAAUUGUCAAAUAUUAUUGAAGAUGAUAAGAUACUAAUCAAUGAAAAAAAUGAAAAAAUUCAGGAAUUGUCAAAUAUUAUUGAAGAUGAUAAGAUACUAGUCGGUGAAAAAAAUGAGAAAAUUCAGGAAUUGUCAAAUAUUAUUGAAGAUGAUAAGAUACUAAUCAAUGAAAAAAAUGAGAAAAUUCAGGAAUUGUCAAAUAUUAUUGAAGAUGAUAAGAUACUAAUCAAUGAAAAAAAUGAAAAAAUUCAGGAAUUGUCAAAUAUUAUUGAAGAUGAUAAGAUACUAGUCGGUGAAAAAAAUGAGAAAAUUCAGGAAUUGUCAAGUAUUAUUGAAGAUGAUAAGAUACUAAUCAAUGAAAAAAAUGAGAAAAUUCAGGAAUUAUCAUCAGAAGUGAUAAAGAAAGAUGAUGCUGUUGAAGAAAGGAACACAGAAAUUAAGGAAUUGUCAUCAGAAUUGACAAUUAAAGAUGGAUCAAUCAGUGAGAAAAAUGUCAAGAUCCAAGAAUUAGCACUUGAAAUAUCAAAACUAGGCAAAAUUGUUGAUGAUGAUAAGAGAUUAUUCCAAGCAUUGUUAUUGGAUAUAUCAAAAAAUAACAAAACUAUAAACGAAUUGAAAAAUCAUUAUUGUGUAAAUACUAAAACAAUUAGAGGGCUUAAAGAACAACUAUCAAAGAAAGAUCAGGAGAUAAUUUUGUAUAAACAAAAACAUGAUUUUGAGGAGGAAUUAGAGGUGCAAAGGGUUAUUAAGCAAAGAAGCGGAAAUAUUGUUUUCACUCAAUUGGCACUACAUCAUAUUGACAAAAAUGUUUCAAUUGAUCCAAUCAGCUCCGUUCCUAAAGAUUUUGAAUUAUAG